Molecule: messenger RNA, 1794 nt
Organism: Peronospora matthiolae
Lineage: Eukaryota; Oomycota; Peronosporomycetes; Peronosporales; Peronosporaceae
Source: the annotation of a GenBank genome assembly
AUGGCGCCAACGCCGGUGAUUGGCCGAAAAAAACAGCGCUUCAACGUCCAUUGGUACGUCGUGCAGCAACAGCUGCCGCUGGAAGAGGUGCUGCUAUUGGUGCAGAACGAGGUGCAGAGCAAGACGCUGAACGGUGUGACCGUGCGGCAUGCAGUGGACUCGUUCUACUUCUACUGCGCGCAACAGGCGGAGAAGAAUGCGCUCUCGGACGCUUUUCGACGACAAGUGCUGCUCUACUUUGACCAGGAGCUCUUUGACGACGACUCGACGCGACCAUUUGUGCUUGGAAAGUCGCUGAAUGAAGCAGUUUUUGGCUCAGUGAUCAAGCUGCAGCUUGCAGGAGGAGACGUGGAGGCGGCCUGGACACUCGUGAAUCGACUGAUGCGGACACUGAGGAAAGUGGAGGGACACGAAGCUCCGAAACUGCAUUUUCGCACGGUGAGUCCGUUGCUCGAGCACGAGUGCAGCCUUGAUGAAUUUCAAAGCGCGUAUUCGAAAUGGCAGCAGCUAAAGCAACACGGUGUAGAGUGGACGAAUGCGAUGGAGGACGUGCUGGUGCACAUGGUGAUUGCGUGUGUGAAGCAAAAUGAGCGACUGGAAACGCUAGAAGCAGCAAGCUCAAGCAGUGUUCACUUUCAUGACCAGAUGACGUCGUUGCUGCAUGACCUGCAAUUGGCGUGUCGAGAAGUGUCUUUGCCGAAUGCGCAGCAACUGCAACGUACGUUUCGUGCUGCUGGAUUUGUUGUAGAGACCGUGCCGAGUGAUGCAAGGAUGCGAUCAGGGUGUCCGAGCUGUGGACACGUUUUGAGCAAGCAGAGGAUGUCAGAGCUUGAACGUGCGUACAUGUUGUCUGCAAUUGAAUCCAGGCGCAGUAAAGUACCUCCAGGAAAUACGGUGAAGGAGUACCUGGAGCCAUUUCAGAAGUGGUUGAUGCUUCGAUAUGAAAUGUUUCGGCUGAAGAACCUAGCUGAAGACGGUGAAGCAGCCGGUAAGUUCCUGCACUAUGUGCUGGACGGACCCAACAUUGCAUACAUUAACCAGAACUUCAGCGCCGGAACGUAUCGUUUGGACCAGGUCGAUGCUGUCGCGAGAAAACUCCAAGCGCAGGGCCAUCUUGUUAGCAUCACGAUGCCUGCAGCUUACCUCGCUGACAAGUUCGUGGUGCGCAUUCGCACCAAGCACUUCAAGGAAAUGCGGCGUCAGGGUAAGUUUGUCACGCGCGAACGCACCUCUGAAGAGAAGGCGAUUCUCGCACGCUGGCAGGAGGAGGACAUGAUUUACAGUUGCCGCACGGACUUUUUGUCGGACGACCUCUUUUGGCUGUACGCGAGCGUGCUAAUGGGUCGUGAAGGUCGCGUCGUGACGAAUGACCAAGGCCGCGACCAUGUCUUUGCUCUUCUUAACGGCUACACCACUACGCGUGGAAACUGUCGGCAGCCGAAGAAGAGCAAGGCGAGUACUCAUGGAGAUGAUGAUCACUCGGGUAUUGCCAACAUCUCGUUGGACCUGCUGGCUCGUUGGAGGGACCUGACGAUCGUGAACAUUGAGAUCAAACACGAAGAAGUCGAGUACAGUUCGGGAGCUGGCCGCGAUUCGACAGCGCUGGUUCCCAUCGAGUUCAUCCGACUGCUGCAUCCUCAGCCGUUCUCGCGUGUCCCACAAGUGACAGCUCCUCAGCACUUUCACUUUCCAAUCGCGGACCAAGCGACUAGUACGGAGCAUCGACAUCCAGUCCAGAACCAGCGGAAACGCACUCGAUGGCUUUGUGCAUAUCGCGAGGAAGCUAUCAACUAG